Molecule: messenger RNA, 679 nt
Organism: Aspergillus costaricaensis CBS 115574
Lineage: Eukaryota; Fungi; Ascomycota; Eurotiomycetes; Eurotiales; Aspergillaceae
Product: ribonuclease III domain-containing protein
Exons: 2
Coding region: 108-569 (153 amino acids)
Biological process (GO): RNA processing
Molecular function (GO): ribonuclease III activity
Source: RefSeq, a predicted model, not a curated record
UACGAACUUGACUACAGUUACAACCCUUUUUCUGCCAUCCAAGAUCAAUUUCAAACAUUCAACUUAAAUCCAUCCUCAACUCCAGCAAGUCACUUAACUCCGGCACCAUGCCUUCGUUCUCGUCUCUCGCGGACAAAUUCCAAAACGCCCAACUCACGAUUGGGUACACCUUUGAUAACCCGACUAUUGGAAAGGGGGCGCUAGUCACUCCUGGGGUUGCCCUGCCUGGGCUGCCAACCCGCAUGGAUGGUCACAAGGAGCUUGCCCUUGUUGGAGAUGCUGUUCUUAAGCUGGCACUUACCCUGGACGGAUACGUAGCUAAAAGAAGCAGAGAAUAUACCAGUAACAUUCUGCAAACCAAAGCCAGCAACGUCAACCUUGCACUAGUUGGGCGUAGGAUGGGUCUCGACAAACUUGUUAUUGUUAAUCCAUCCCAGGCAGGCAUGGUUUCUGACAAAGUGAUGGCCAACACCGUCGAGGCUCUCAUCGGAGCUGUCUAUAUGGAUUCUAACUCGAUUGACGCUGUGCGGUCUGUCUUGGUUGCUAUGGGCCUUGACUGGCCCGCUUGAGCUCCAUGAUUUUGCGUGAACUACCUAUGCAAAGUGAAGUGAUCUGGAAGCUAGUUACUUACUAGUGGGUCGUACAGAGGCCCUUCUGCAUCAGUACCAGACCCCUGGUA